Protopolystoma xenopodis is the source of this 285-nucleotide messenger RNA. The record is from the annotation of a GenBank genome assembly. NCBI's taxonomy places the organism in Eukaryota, Metazoa, Platyhelminthes, Monogenea, Polystomatidea, Polystomatidae.
CGUCAGCUUGUUUGCCUUGCCCGAGCUCUCCUCAGGAAUACUAAAAUUCUGGUUCUAGAUGAGGCCACUGCCGCUAUCGAUAUGGAGACUUGUGAGAUGGUGCAGGCUACUAUCAGAAAGGAAUUUUCCGGCCAUACCACAUUGACGAUUGCACACAGACCAGCUACUAUAAUUAAUUCUGAUAGGUGCGAAGAUAUAAAAAUUAUAUAUUUUUCUCAGACUGUACAGAAAGCACUCUAUUUCUGUUUAAAUGCUUUAUUUAUGAAACCUAUUACUGGUAUUUAG